Molecule: messenger RNA, 4375 nt
Organism: Talpa occidentalis (Iberian mole)
Lineage: Eukaryota; Metazoa; Chordata; Mammalia; Eulipotyphla; Talpidae
Gene: B3GNT3
Product: UDP-GlcNAc:betaGal beta-1,3-N-acetylglucosaminyltransferase 3
Exons: 2
Coding region: 381-1505 (374 amino acids)
Cellular component (GO): membrane
Molecular function (GO): N-acetyllactosaminide beta-1,3-N-acetylglucosaminyltransferase activity
Source: RefSeq, a predicted model, not a curated record
UGCCUUGCUGGGGGAGGCUCUUUAGUCAUAUCUUAAGCAGGAGGAGGCCCAGGCUGCAUAAGGGGUUUCUGGACACACCCAGUCUUGGGAAAUUGAGUUGGCAUCUCCUUACCUCCCUUUUUCUCUGUAAAUAUUUAAUCCUCAAGCAGGGCCUGAGCAACUGUCAAAACCAACAAUGGGCAGGGGAAGGCUGAAAAAGAUGGGGAACACAGAAUCAGUGGGGGUGAAUUUAAAUAUUAUACCAAUUUGAGCAACUGGGAGGCUGCAACCAGGUGCUGUUGUCUAUACAUAGUCCCCCAAAACCCUUGGUUCCCUCCAGGAUCUUCAGUGGGUGUUAUUCUCUGCAGGAGCUGCCCAGGGGUCUCCCCUAGCUGACCAGCAUGAGGUGUUCCAGGUUCCGGAAGGCCGAGGUGGGCCUGUUUCUGGCCCUGGGCAGCGCUACCUUCCUCCUCCUCAUCUUCAUUCUGCACAUGGCACCACCCACCUGCCAGGUCCCAAAGGAGCCGCUGGGCACCCCCACACCUCUGACCUGGCAGGCUGUGCCCACCCACCCACCACCUGUCCCCUGCCAGGCCAAUGGCUCAGUGACUGCUCUGCCUGACUUUGCCAAACAGCCACAGCACGUGCGCAACUUCCUGCUGUACAGACAUUGCCGUGACUUCCAGCUGCUGCAGGACGCUCCACCGGACAAGUGCGCUCAGCCGGUGUUCCUGCUGCUGGCAAUCAAGUCCUCACCCCAAAAUUAUGAGCAGCGGGAGCUGGUGCGGCGCACUUGGGGCCAAGAGCGAGCUGUGCGGGGCCUCCAGCUGCGCCGCCUCUUCCUGGUGGGCACUGACCCCAACCCACUGGAGGCCCUCAAGGUCAACCGACUGCUGGCGAUGGAGGCGCAGGCACACGGGGACAUCUUGCAGUGGGACUUCCACGACUCCUUCUUCAACCUCACUCUCAAGCAGGUCCUGUUCCUACAGUGGCAGGCAACUCGGUGCACUCAAGCCAGCUUCUUUCUCAAUGGGGAUGACGACGUUUUUGCACACACAGACAACAUGGUCUCCUACCUGCAGGGCCAAGACCCUGACCACCACCUCUUUGUGGGGCACCUGAUCCACAAUGUGGGCCCCAUCCGGAAUCCCUGGAGCAAGUAUUAUGUGCCGAAGAUUGUGACACCAGAAGAACACUACCCGUCGUAUUGUGGGGGGGGUGGCUUUCUGCUGUCCCACUUCACUGCCGCUGCCCUAUACCGAGCCUCUGGUGCCCUGGACCUCUUCCCUAUUGAUGAUGUCUUCCUGGGCAUGUGCCUACAACAGGAGGGCCUGAAGCCUGCCUCCCACAGCGGCAUCCUCACGGCAGGUGUGCAAGUGCCCUCAGAACACCUGUCUUCCUUUGACCCCUGCAUCUACCAAAACCUGCUGCUGGUACACCGCUUCUUGCCCUACGAGAUGCUGCUCAUGUGGGAUGCACUGAGCCAGUCUGGCCUGACCUGUGGCAAGCUGACACAGAUCUAUUGAGGUGGAAUCAGGGACCCCUGCCCCUAGGCUGCUGUCUCCACCUCCAUAAGAAAGGCAGCAUCUUGGGCCUCCCUGGUGGCACAGGUGGUUGAGGGCCGCACUGUGAAGCUGUCCGCAGCCUCUGCAGUGCGGGUUCAAUCCCUGCCGGCCGGCAAGAAUCCAGCAUCUUCCUCCCAGGAAACAGACAUUUCCCUCCUAAGUGGGCAGGACACAGGACAGUGCCAGGGAGAGUUUGGUGCAUGAAUUGUCUGGCUGGCAAACUCCUACACAUCCUUCAAAACUUACCAGGUACUACUCAGACCAAGGUCCAGCAUAUUCCCCAGCAUCUUGUCAGCUAGAGUGACCCCAGAAAAUGUCUGGAGCAUUUCAGAAGCACUUCUGUAAGGGUUUCAGUUGCUACUGCAUUGAGGUCAUUUGAACUGAGGUGCCACUUCCCAGCCCUGACCUUGAUCACGAGCUGGACCCUAAGCAGUGGCCAUCCCCUUCUUGGUAAUGAACCUAUGGUAGUUUUAUGGUGAAUGGUUCAAGGCCAAUUGGGAAGUCCUGGGUCCACAUGAAGAUGAAGUGAGACACAUUUUUCAGGCCCUGAAAUAGGGAUUCUAUUCUUGACCCCUCAGAUGGUGGGAGGGAACAGACACUGUGGACUGGGACCGCCCCCGCUCCCUGCUUGUGGUACUAAGUGUCCUAUGGUGCAAGUGUUGGGCAGGGGAGGCCUGGACAGCCACCUGUUUGGGCUGUGGGAUCUCAAUAUCUGGCGACACUGGAAGGGCACAGACCUCAUACCUGUGCUCCCUAAGAAUACAAAGAACAGCAUUGGGAUUCACUGGACUCAAGGCCAGCACACACACUAUGCAACCUAGAGAAGGGGGAGAUUCGGGUUCUUAGGUGACUCAGAUCCCUGAUCCAGGAAUGGUCCCCACACUCUGUGUGUGUCAGCAUCAGGAGCUUCAAGCAAACCAUUGACUCCCUGCCCCACUAGCCAUGGGCAGGUGUCGGACUUGGGUUUCACAGGCAUUGGGUGGUGUGGUACCUCACAUGGCAGAGUGAGGACUGGCAUCCUCAGAAAAUAAAACAUUUCAUGAACACCUAGAGGUUGUUUUUUUAAGUGAUUUGCAAGAUUUAACUCAAACCAAUCUACAUACCUAAGUCUCAUUUUCAGUAGAAAAUACACACCAGUGAAAACAGCAUACGGAUGAGGUAAGCCUGCAGGGGUUUCUAUCAGGCAAAUCUGAUAUCUGAUCCCCUCUCACCACUGCUCACACACCCUCCAUGACUUCUGAUUGCCCUCAACUCAUCUUCCCCAAGACUAGGUCUCACUGCCAGCUUUAUGGCAGACUUAGCAAAGAGAAACACACCUGAUGGGACUGUCCUUGGUCAGGUGGGACACUGAGUUCACCUUGGCCUUCCACUUCCAGCAAGUUGGCUGAAACCUGCCCCAGCCACUACCAGGCUUACCUCCUUCCCCUGGCACUGCAACUCUACUAUCUUCUGUCCCACCUCCUCUCCUUGAGUAUUUAUUGUGCUCCUAUUGGGUGCUACACGCCUCACCCUGUAUUCUUCCUCCCAGCCCCACAGAAGGGUCAGCGAGUGCAUUCAAAUAGGAAAUCCUCAGAAGUGGUAAGAGAUUUAAGGAGAAUUAAAAUGGACAGGGCACAGACUGAAGGGGAUGAGCAUGAGCCGGGAGGACAGGGUACCAGGACUGCAGAGAUGACAUUGGAGCUGAGGCCACGGCCUUGAGGGAAAGGAGAAGAGCACUUAAAUAGUAAGCACAGCAUGUGCAAAGGUCCUGAGGUGGAAAGAGCUGGGAGCAUUUGAGCCACAAAAGGGAGACAGGACUGGAGCUGAGUAAGUAAAGAAGAUAGAAAAGGAGGGGGUACAGGUCUCAGGGGUUAGCCACAAGGGGCUUUAUGGGUUGAAGUAAGGGGAAAGGGUGCAUUUUGUACCACUGAAGGAUGGAAGUGACAUGAUUGAUUUCGAAGUUUUAAGAAGCCUGGUGGCUACAGUAGGAACUGUUGGAAGGGGAGGUGACAGCAUCCAGGUCUGGAGGAUGUGGGGACUGUAUCACAUAUCUCUGUGUUUCCCCAUUGCCCUGGGAGGGAGUCCUUCUCUCCCACUCUACCGAAGCAUGUCCCAUAAAACUGAAUGACAAAACUUGAUGUCCACUCACUCAAAAUAUGGCCUUUGGCAAUGGGAUCUUUGCAGAUGAAUUAAGGUAAGGAUGGAGAUAAAACCACUCUAGGGGCCUCCCUGGUGGCACAAGGGAUUAAGUCUCAGCACCAUGAAGUGAUUGGCAGCCUCUGCAGCAUGAGUUCAACCCCUAGCCAGGGAGAUGACACACAUGGCACAGCAGACCUCUCCAGUCUCACCCACUGCUCCUUUCAGCAGUGUUUUUUCAGUCAAUCUUCCUUUUCUGCUCCCCACUCUGUCUCUGGAGAAUCCUCUCACACUCCCACACCUCUGGCCUACACCCCAGCUCUUGUAUGCAUAAGUAAAAUAAAUCUUUAAAAAAUAUUAAGAGAAAACCCACCCUGGAUUAGGAUAGGCUCUAAAUCCAUUGAGAGGAACUUUAUAAAAGACACAGUGAGCACACAGAGAGAUGUGGAAUAGAAGGUGAUGUGAAGAUGGAGCUAAGGAUUGCCAACAGUCACCAAAAACUUGGAGAAGGGCCUGGGACAGAUUCUCCCUUAGAGUCUUUCAAAAAGAACCAAACUUGGGCCUCCCUGGUGGCGCAAGGGGUUAAGACAAAGCACUAUGAAGCUAUCCACAGCUACUGUUCGAUCCCGGCCAGGGAGGUGAGCCACAUGGCGCAGCAGACCUCUCCUGUCUCACCUGCUGCUCCCCUCAGCAGUGUAUUUCAGUAGAUCGUCUGU